Messenger RNA from Arachis duranensis, 2112 nucleotides. RefSeq lists its product as hypothetical. The transcript has 4 exons. The record is from RefSeq and is a predicted model, not a curated record. Bases 224 to 2026 code for a protein of 600 amino acids. Lineage: Eukaryota; Viridiplantae; Streptophyta; Magnoliopsida; Fabales; Fabaceae.
AAUCCAUUCCAAACCCAAUUCUUUAUAUUGCAACUGUUUGAAAGCAUUAUUGGGGCAGUGAUUAGUACCAACCUGAACCAAAUUAAUUUGUCUCUAUAUUAUUAUUGUUAUUUUGAGGGUGAAGUGCUACCAGCCACAUUGCAAAAGGAAAGGAUACUUUUCAAAGGAGGAGAGGUUCACAAGAAGGUGACUUUCUUUGUAUCUUUCAUUGAGAUCUGGAGUUAUGUGGAAAGGACCAAAUUAUCCAAUGAGUGGUGUCAAAUAUGAGAGUGGUAGUGUUGUUUUCAUGCUGUUUUUUCUUUCGACAACAUUAACAACAAUAACUCGAGCAAUGGAGGUACCUAAGAUUACUCAAAGGUUCCAUUUUCCAGGAAAUCCCUUCAAGAAAAAGCACUUUCUUCCUCCUCCUCCUGUUCCCAUUCAAAAGAAAUUCAACCUUCCAGCAGCAGUACCUGUUUGGCCACCAGGUAAUGGUUUCUCAAAUGGAAGCAUUGAUCUUGGUGGGUUGCAAGUGUCUCAAAUAACAACUUUCAACAAAGUAUGGGCAUCCCAGGAAGGUGGAGCAGAGAACCAAGGUGCCACAAUCUUUGAGCCCUCAGGAAUUCCACAAGGCUUCUCCAUGUUGGGUAGUUACAGCCAACCAAACAAUAAGGCCUUGUUUGGAUGGGUACUUGUUGCAAAAGAUUUGUCCCCACCAAACACCAUUAAUGGAACAUUAAAGCAACCGAUUGAUUACUCACUUAUAUGGACCAGUGAAAAUCUUGGCAUCAAACAAGACACCAAUGUCUAUGUUUGGACACCAGCAGCUCCUGAUGGGUACAAAGCUGUUGGGCAUGUUGUGACAACUUCAGCGGACAAACCUGCCCUUAACAAAGUGAUGUGUGUGAGGAUAGACCUUACCGACCAAUGUGAGAAGAAUUCAGUGAUCUGGAAUGGUCCCAAUGGCAUAAAUUUUUUUGAGGCAAGGCCAAGCAAUAGAGGAACUCAAUCUCCUAGCGUUCAAGUAGGAACAUUUGUUGCACAAAAUGUUAAUGCCACUGGCCCUCUAACAAUUUCAUGCCUUAAAAACACCAAAAGCAUUGCAUCAUCAAUGCCUAAUGUGCAACAAAUUGAGGCUAUAGUUAAGGCUUAUUCUCCAAUUAUGUACUUGCAUCCUCAUGAAGAAUUCCUUCCUUCUUCAGUCAAUUGGUUUUUCUCAAAUGGAGCAUUGCUAUUCACAAGAGGGAACGAGUCGAAUCCGGUCGCAAUAGCGCAGAAUGGAACCAACCUACCUCAGGAUCCGAACAAUGAUGGUGCUUUUUGGCUUGACCUUCCGGCCGACGCAGCCAACAAAGAUAGGGUCAAGAAGGGAAAUUUGGAAAGUGCAAGAAGCUACAUACAUGUGAAACCAAUGCUUGGUGGAACUUUUAGUGACAUUGCAAUGUGGGUUUUCUACCCGUUCAAUGGGCCUGCAAGGGCAAAAGUGGAUUUCUUUAAUAUUAACUUGGGGAAAAUAGGUGAACAUGUUGGUGAUUGGGAGCAUGUUACAUUAAGGGUAAGUAAUUUCAAUGGAGAAUUAUGGCAAAUGUACUUCUCACAACAUAGUCAUGGUCAAUGGGUUGAAGCCUCACAACUUGAGUUCCAUAGUGGGAACAAUAAUAACAAGCCUGUGGUUUAUUCUUCUUUGCAUGGACAUGCAUGUUACCCACACGCUGGCCUUGUUUUGCAAGGAACAAGUUCUAUUGGUGUGAGGAAUGAUACUGAUUCAAGUAACAUUGUCAUGGAUUUGGGGCUACAUGACUUGGUUUCUGCUGAGUAUUUGGGUUCUCAAGUUGUGGAACCUCCAUGGCUUAACUAUUUUAGAGAAUGGGGUCCAAAAGUUGAUUAUGACAUUGAUGAUGAGUUGAAGAAAGUGGCUAAAGCAUUGCCUGGGAGGUUGAGAUCUCUUUUAGACAAGGUUGUGAAGAGUUUGCCAAGUGAAGUGUUAGGAGAAGAAGGCCCAACUGGUCCUAAGGUGAAGAAUAAUUGGAAUGGAGAUGAGGUUUAGAUAUUAUAUAUUCUACACAUGUAUAUCUUGCUUCCUAAUUCUUUUAAAGCUCCAAUAUUGAUCUAUAACAAAUUUAUUGCAUUUAA